AAGGGGCAGUUCACCCAAAAAUGAAAAGUUGAUCAUCAUUUGCUCACACUUAAGUGGCUCUAAACUUUUAUCAGUUCCUCUCUUCUGUGGACCACAAACAGAUGUGCUGAUGAAUUUUUGGGGGGAAUUAGGGGGUUGGAGGGGAGUUAGGUAAGUCAAUGUUUUUCCAACAUUCUUUAGUAUAUUUUCUUUUGCAUUCAAAAGAAGAAACUCAAACAUGCUCAAAACAAGUAAAGGUUGAAAAAAUAACUUUCCCCCUUUAAAUCUCCUAAAAUAAUAACUCUUUGCUUGGUAUAAUUGGAACCUAUAACCAAAGAUUAAAUGAGACCUGUCUGUAGAGACUUUGCAUAAUCAUUGAAUACAUUCUUUCAUGUCUUUUCCAGCAGCUCCUGGAAGAACACUGUCUAAAGCAGAAGAGGAGCGUCACACAUCCAUCGCCAUUGAAACAUGGCUGAAGGACAGAUUUAGGGAUGGAGCUCAAAGGAUGAAGGCAGAGUUUGAUAAACUGGAUCCUGAAAGCACCGGAAAGGUGAGAGGUGCGGACUUUCUGCAGGUGUUGGGAAAGUUUGAUUUGCAUCUGAAAAGAGAGCAGCUGGGUCUGUUUCUGUCUCGCUGUGGUCUGAAGAUUAAAAAGGGUUGCGUGCAGUAUUUGAACUUCCUGCGGACCUUCCAGGACAGAAGCUCAGAUGGCAUUACUCACAAGAUCAUCUACAACCCAAAACACCGGUUUCAUUCUGUCGAAAACGUCAGCUGUGCUUCAUCUCUUAGUGCCAUUGAGGCCAAAUUAAUUCGCCUGUUUCAGUCAGAGUUUCUCUCCCUCCUAAAGACCUUUCAGAACAUUGACAGACUUAAUAAAGGAGCCAUUAGUAAAGAAGAAUUCAGAGCUGCUGUAGAGACCAG
This is a messenger RNA of Danio rerio (zebrafish), 900 nucleotides long. The record is from RefSeq and is a predicted model, not a curated record. NCBI's taxonomy places the organism in Eukaryota, Metazoa, Chordata, Actinopteri, Cypriniformes, Danionidae.